Molecule: messenger RNA, 1135 nt
Organism: Planococcus citri (citrus mealybug)
Lineage: Eukaryota; Metazoa; Arthropoda; Insecta; Hemiptera; Pseudococcidae
Product: ABC transporter A family member 6-like
Exons: 8
Coding region: 89-1135 (348 amino acids)
Biological process (GO): transmembrane transport; lipid transport
Cellular component (GO): intracellular membrane-bounded organelle; membrane
Molecular function (GO): ABC-type transporter activity; lipid carrier activity
Source: RefSeq, a predicted model, not a curated record
AGCUGCGAAGUUGAUAACUAUUGAUACUCGUAUUGUUUAGUUGAAAGGACUUUCAAAAAAAGACGCCACUCACGCGGCAGUUCAAAACAUGAAGAUGCUGGAAAUGCGGGGAAAAGAAAAUUCUAAGGCGAAUACACUGACAAUAAGCUCAAGAAGAAAAUUAAGUUUCGCGAUUGCCUUGCUCAAGAAACCAAAAAUACUGAUACUAGAUGAAGCAACCUUUGGAAUGGAUUUUAUAUCGAAAAGAAGAGCAUGGAGUAUGCUUAAAAAUUUGCGAAAAGAUCACACUAUAAUUUUGAGUACCGGUUAUGCAAAAGAAGCAGCAAGAUUGGCCGACCGGGUAGCCAUUUUACAAAAUGGUACUGUUGUAACCCAUGGAACUCCGGCGUAUUUGGAAAACACAUUCGGAACUGGAUAUGAACUGAUUAUUACAAUAGAAAAAAACACAAACCAUGUCCCUCUACUAGAACUCGUUAAAAAAGUGAUAUCCGAUGCUCUGGUCACACAACAAAAAUAUAAUGUAAUUGCGUUCAAGAUACCACCGGCGGAAAUAAUUAAAUUCGUUCAGGUGUUCAAAGAAUUGGAACAAAAUAAAAAAAGUUUGGGAAUAAUAAACAUGGAGGUAGCGUACGCUACAUUGGAACAAAUAUUAUCGAAAAUACAAAAUGAAUUUCUGGAAACACCGAAACGAUUGUCGAAAAUAAUUCACGACAAAAUUACUCCCAAAAAUCGUUCAAAUGACCAAAAUGUUACGUAUUCGACGAAUUUGCCUUCUGCGAAACCAAGUCCAACGUUGGGUGAUUCGAAUUUUCAGGUUGAGAAAGGAUUUUCACUCAAAGUUCAGCAAAUGAGAGUAUUACUUGAAGUGAAAAUUCUGUAUACGAAAAGAAGUUAUCUAAAUGUGAUUGUCAAGAGAUACAAUGGGCUAAUUCAAGGCCAUAAUCAAAUAAAUGCGUCCUCAACUUUUCAACUGGGUUAUUAUAAAGAUGAAGAAAUGGGCACUGAGUCAUUAGAAAAGAUAACUUUCUUCUACACAAGACACGUUGAUAAGAAUAAUACCAAUCAACAUUUAUUCAAAUACGCUGUUGAAAUACCAAAUAAGAAACACAUCGUGGAAAAUAGAGAACGUAAAUAA